GCUGUCGGAAGCGGAACUGGGAAAAGGUCUUGUUCGUCCGGGAGUUGGAGUAGGUGGGGGGGGCAUUAUAGAGGGAGUGCGACCGGCAGCGGGAGGAACCACUGCCGCCAUGGCCUUGUCCGAGAGUCAGCUGAAGAAAAUGCUCAUUAAGUACAAGUACAGAGACCUGGCUGUUCAGGAAACUGUCAAUGUUACUGGCCAGUACAAAGAUCUCAAACCUGUUAUGGAUAGCUAUGUUUUUAAUGAUGGUUCAUCAAGAGAAUUGAUGAGCCUCACUGGAACCAUUCCUGUAAGUUACAGAGGCAACACUUAUAAUAUCCCAAUAUGCCUAUGGCUACUGGACACAUAUCCGUUCAAUCCCCCAAUCUGUUUUGUUAAACCAACUAGUUCAAUGACAAUUAAAACUGGGAAGCAUGUUGAUGCAAAUGGCAGGAUAUAUCUUCCAUAUCUACAUGAAUGGAAACAUCCACAGUCAGAUUUGAUAGGACUGAUUCAAGUUAUGAUUGUGGUGUUUGGAGAGGAACCUCCAGUCUUUUCUCGACCUAACAUUUCAGCUUCCUACCCACCUUACCAAGCAACAGGGCCACCAAACACUUCCUAUAUGCCAGGAAUGCCAAGUGGAAUCUCUCCCUUUCCUCCUGGACCACCUCCUAACCCAAGUGGUUAUUCGGGCUAUUCAUAUCCUGCACCUAGUGGGCCAUUUCCAGCAACAACUAGCACACAACACUAUCCUUCUCAGCCUCCUGUAACUACUGUGGCAGAUGGCAGAAGAAAGCAGAAACAGGUAUGGAUUUGUGGUCAUUCUUAUGUUUUCUGGGCAGAAAAACGGGCACUUGAAAGAAGCUUUGGUCCACAAUUGGGAAUUCGACUGGAGGAUGCCAAAUUACAUUGGCUAGGAAAGAGUGGAAUGAUGUGGGAUCAGUUAAUACCCACCCUGCUGCAUACACGACGGAGGCUAACAGAUCCUGAUAUAUUGGUGGUCCAUCUAGGAGGCAAUGACCUGGGGACAGCCAGGAAUGUGGAUAUCAUAAACCGAAUGAAGAAAGAUUUAGGACAUCUUAAGCAAAUAUUCAAGAAUAGCAUUCCAGUCUGGUCUAAUAUUGUACCCCGGAAAGUAUGGAAUCAAGAGGUACCCCAUAAAGUGAUGGAGAAAAGCAGGAGAAGAAUCAAUCAGGAAAUUGGCUAUUUUGUGCAGUAUAUUGGAGGGGCUGUGAUCAAACAUGAUUUACUUGUACCAGAAUCUCCUGGAUUGUUCCAUCUAGAUGGUGUACUCUUAUCUCAGAGUGGUACAGAUAUCUUCAACCUGGAUUUACAAAGUGCUUUGGAAACUUUGAUUUGAUUUUUAGUUGGAAGCAAAAUGAUAACCCUUUAUGUAUUAACAACUGUGGACACUUUGUACAAAUGGAGAAAGUUGUGGACAGUGUGGUAACAUUAAUUUAUAGACAACAGACUUAGCCUAUGAUAUUAGUUGGGAACCGAUUACUAAUGCAGUUGUCUGUGGCAUUGCUCUAUAAUCUGCAAUGAAUUUUUUGUUAAUAUGUUUAACUGUUUUGCAAAUUCAGCUUGUUUUUGCAUUUACUUUAAUUCACUUCUUGUGUUUGUUUGAGAGAGACUGCCAAACAAAUUGAUUCCUUAAUUGAUCCCAGCAUCCAGAAGUGCUCACUGAAUAUAGCAUGAUUAUAUCAAUCUACAGUAUAAGUGACAGUUUAUAAAGUUAUUUCAUGUGAGUAGGAUGGGACUAAUCAUCAAGUAUCAUCACUAUUGGGGUAGUAUUCAAUAGUGUCAUUCCAUUGGCAGAUACUGUUUUGCCAGUUGAAUGAAUUCAUAAUCCCUACCACCACCUCUACAUGCCUUCAGAUCUCCUCUAGAAGUUUGGCGAGCUCUUUUGUGUAUGUUUGAGGUUCAUGCACAAGGAAUUGAAGGAGGGGGAAGGGAAAUCCCAUUAUGUGAAUGGAAGUCAGCUAAUGUAAUAUUGGAAUAGCCUACUAUUAGCAAUUUAAUGUUACACUUUAGAAAUUUGUAGUUUUGAAAGAGUGGAGGAUUUUUUGAAUAUAAUAGGAAGAUCAGUUGAAGUUUUAGUUUCUGACCCAUUGGUUUUUGAAAAUUAUUUUCCUAGUUAAGAAUUUAAGCAAUUAUAUUUCAUGAUUGUGGGUCUUAUAGGCAGCGACUAGUGGCUGGUUUAAAUGUAACAUUUUCAACUUAACACAGCAUAGUUUAUUAAGCUAGGAAUAAGUUUUGGUCCCACAUAUGCCCCCCACUUUUCUGCCCUUUGUACCAGCUUUGAUCCAUAUCACCACGUUUAUUAUUACUGAGCUGGGGAACUGUGGUAUAAAGUUGUUUUGUUUACUGGCCUCUUGAUUAAUAAUAUGCAUUAAACCAUAUCCCCCUAUUUUUGGCAUAAUGGGAAAUUGGUUUAAAGAAACAGGGACUGAAGAAUUGCUUCUCCA
Molecule: messenger RNA, 2447 nt
Organism: Python bivittatus (Burmese python)
Lineage: Eukaryota; Metazoa; Chordata; Lepidosauria; Squamata; Pythonidae
Source: RefSeq, a predicted model, not a curated record